Didymella exigua CBS 183.55 is the source of this 2289-nucleotide messenger RNA. Its product is annotated as Spc98 family protein. NCBI's taxonomy places the organism in Eukaryota, Fungi, Ascomycota, Dothideomycetes, Pleosporales, Didymellaceae. The record is from RefSeq and is a predicted model, not a curated record. Bases 1 to 2289 code for a protein of 762 amino acids. Gene Ontology annotation, molecular function: microtubule minus-end binding; gamma-tubulin binding. The transcript has a single exon. Gene Ontology annotation, biological process: microtubule nucleation; meiotic cell cycle; spindle assembly. Gene Ontology annotation, cellular component: gamma-tubulin complex; equatorial microtubule organizing center; centrosome.
AUGCUCCACGAAAUCCUCCUCUCGCUCUCCGGACACCCAUCCGCGCUCUUCGAUGCCCAGCAAGGUUCCACGCACGUGACUUCGACUACGAAUCGCUUGUUGUCACCACCAGAAGCGGAACUGUUGACCUCAAUUGGUCAUCUGUCCCGACUGCACCGGAAGACGCGCGAUCAUGUUGCAAGAGUUGCCAGCAUUCAUCCAUCUACCGUCUGUCGGGCAGUUGCCACCGCUGUGACUGCGUAUCAUCUGGAUGAUUUCCAACGAAAGAUUCUGGAAGUUGAGAGCCAGAUUUUGAAGCAAGACGCCUCGACCGUUGGCGCUUAUAACAUUGUGCCGCUGGCCAGCAUUGUUGGCGAGUUCUCUGGGUGGGUCAGACUGAUGGAGUGGCUAUGGGACAUCAGUAAUUUUAUGCAACCGUCAGAUGUGCCAUUGGAGAGUGAGAAGAUCAGCCAAAAGACAUCUUCGGGCUCGGAGCUCAUCGAUAAGCUGCGAACCGAAGCCCAGACAGGGUAUCCGGACAUCGAAGAAGCAGCCCAGUACUUAGGCAAGGUCGCAGAGACAGCGUGGUUGCGGCAGCUGUCGACAUGGCUCCUGUACGGCCGCCUGCCGUCUUUCGGUGCAUCAGACUUCUUCAUAGCGCAAGAAGACGAGGACUCCAAAGAGCUGUCCUUCACAGCCCGUAACAGGCUUUUACCCAAGUUUGUCUCACGGCAGACGGCACUGUCAAUUAUGUUCGUGGGCAAGUCACUCAACCAGGUACGGUCUCUGCCGUCCACGUCGAAGACGAAGGCCGCAACAACGCAAAUAUCCGAACUCGAGCUACUGCCAGUGCAUGUGCAACAUCUCUCGCAAGUGACUGCGCCCAUCUCUUCCGCAAAACUAUCAGAGGUUGUCGCCAAUAUCCGGACGUCACUCUCUCGCAACCUACUUCAGCAUCUGCUGCCUCGUGAGAAGAUCGUUGAGACUCUCAACGUACUGUACCAGUUCUUCUUACUUGGCCGAGGUGAAUUUGCGAUGGUUCUAAUUGCGGAAGCUGACGAUAAAUUGUCCUCACGACAUCGUGGCUCACAGUCGACAAAGGCCGGACAGUCUAUUAAGGGUCUGCUCUUGAAGGAAGCCGAGAUCAACCAGACCUUAGCACGCUCACUCUCGGUCUUGUCAACACUGGGUGGAGAAGAUGACCAUAUAGAUGACAUCCUCGAUGCCGCGUCAGACAUCUUGCAUUUGGAUGUGCACAGUGCAUCGGGCCAUCGUCCUGGUACACCUGGCCGCGCCAAGGACGCUGAGUCGGCGUUGCCUCAGAUACCAAGCAUGUCAUUCGACGAGCUGCUGCUAUCGGUACCUGUCUCUCUCAGCAUGGACAUCCUGUCGCCCCUUGAUCUAUUCAUCACCAAAGCCGAUGUGGACGUCUACUCAUCCAUUAAUGAUUACCUUCUCGCUGUCAGAAGAGCUCAUCUUCAUCUGGCGCAGCUAUGGAGGCAUAGCACAAUCCGACGAGAUCACCCGUGUCCACCUGGGUACAAGCACAGCAACUCAUCCCACGGCAAGGCCAUAUUGAAGCGGCGGCGUCAGCGUACAAACCAACGGGCUCGAAAUAUGCGCAACAUCUGGGCGACCUGCCGGGCUGCCAUAUUCUUCCUGGCCGAAAGCGAGGCUUACUUCCAAGGCGAGGUCGUGCAGGAAUCAUUCAAAUUAUUCUUGGACUGGGUGCGAGGACCUAGGAAGCAUCAAACUAGUGAAACCCGCCCUACGACACCAGACCGACCGCCAACACGGGGAGCUGACGACAUUGGGACAGAGAAUGAAACGCAACAGCAGCACGAUCCAGAGGCGCUCGCAUUCGCUCAUCGACACUUUCUAGCUUCUAUCGCCUACUCCUUGCUCAUCACAGACGGUACUUUCACAAAGCUGCUCCGUACGUUCUGCACACAUGUGGAUGAUCUCGUCGGCCACAUCACGCGUCUUCAGUCAGUCCAGGAAAGCCUAGAUCUCGAGGAAGACGAAGGUGUCGAGGACUUCUCACAGAACUACAGAAAGGAGGAAGCAGAUAUGAGUCUGGAAAUGGAUCGCGCAAGAAGAAGGCUUGACAGCGACCUCAAAGGGCUGGUGGAGCGUCUCAGAGAGAUCGAUAGCGAAAGGAUCGGUGCCAGCGGACCACGACCGAAAAACGCUUUAGAUGGCGACGAAGGCCGAUACGAGCCACUUCGGGUCGGUGGUAUCGACCGACUGCUCAUGAAGUUGGACUGGGGUGGUGAAGAUGCUGAGGAAGAACAAGAAGACCUGCUGUAA